Saccoglossus kowalevskii is the source of this 1083-nucleotide messenger RNA. RefSeq names its product sialin-like. The record is from RefSeq and is a predicted model, not a curated record. NCBI's taxonomy places the organism in Eukaryota, Metazoa, Hemichordata, Enteropneusta, Harrimaniidae.
AUGGUGAAAACAACUACCAAUGAACAAUCAGUGAAUGAUACACGAAUGCAGUGCAAUAUUGAUAGCAAUACUCAUGACAAUACAGUAGAGAUUUUAAAACAAAAGGGUGAUGAAUUUGAUUGGAGUAGUUAUCAACAAGGUCUCGUUCUUUCUGCAUACUUAUAUGGUCACAUUUGUUCACAAUUUAUAUAUUUAUCGCUGACGAGAAUAACAGGGCCGUAUUAUAUAAACUUCAUAAGUCUGCUGAUCUCUGGAUUACUCUCGAUGCUGACGCCGGCAUCUGCAGGGUUGGGAUUCGGCGCGUGCUUUGCAGUCCAGUUUAUGCUUGGUGUUUUACAGUUCACGAAUUUAGUUAUUUACUCUAUGUGGGAAAGCUGGUCACCUGCAGAAGAAAGGAGUAAACUUUUGUCGUUUGCGACAUCAGGGUGUGCAAGUCUGCUACUAAGUUUUAUGUGGUUGUGGUUGGUGUUUGAGUCACCCGAUGACCACCCUCGAAUCUCAGAAACUGAAAGACGAUACAUUAAACAAUCAAAUGCCAUAACAUGUAUGAAACAGAAUGGAAUGUUGUCUUCCUUGACGGCAUUCUGUGUUUGGGCAUUCAUGAUGUUCUUUGGUUGGUUAUCGCAAGUCAUUGUGAGAAGGAGGAAUAUGUCGGUUAUCAAUACAAGACGAAUGUUCACCUUAUUAAGUAUGAUUCUUCCUGCUGCACUGCUGAUCAUCGUUGCAUACACUGGAUGUAAUGAAGCAUUGACCGUGUCACUAGUAGCUAUAUCAGCGGGAUUUUCUGGCACUUCUUCUGCAGCAUUCAAAGUGAAUGUCUUUGAAAUUGCUCCGAGCUAUGGGGGCGUUAUUUAUUCGGUGAUCAGUUUUAUAAGUUGUUUGAGUGGGCUUCUUGCUCCAGCUCUUAUUGGUGCACUAAACAAUAAUAAGAACUUGCUUCUUCGAUGGCAGAUUGUUUGCUGGAUUGCGUCAAUAGUAAAUAUUAUUGGUGCCGUUGUCUUUCUCGUAACAUUGAGAGUUGACGUCCAGAAAUGGGCUAUGGUGGAUAACAACCAACAGAGCACAGAAUACAAACCAUUAUAA